AUGGCCGCUCCCGAAGCUCACCACCUCUUCCAUAACCCAAUUGCCGAUCAUUCUUUCUCUCCGGAUAAGGCGACCCUUGCAGUUGCGCGGGAAAGCAAUGUGGAGCUUUAUCAGAAGUCCGGCAACAAGUUCUCGUUGACCGAUGAACUCAAGGGCCAUGAGAAGACUGUGACUGGAGUGGAUAUCGCUCCCAACAGUGGACGUAUUGUUACCUGUUCUCAGGACCGCAACGCCUACGUCUGGGAACGGACCCCCACGGGUUGGAAGCCAACGCUGGUUCUCCUUCGGAUAAACAGGGCUGCUACAUUUGUACGGUGGUCACCUUCUGAACAGAAGUUCGCUGUUGGAUCUGGUGCUCGCGUGAUCGCGGUGUGCUAUUUUGAAGAGGAGAAUGACUGGUGGAUCUCGAAGCACUUGAAGAAGCCCAUCCGCAGCACUAUUACCACCCUUGCCUGGCAUCCAAACUCCGUUCUCCUGGCUGCGGGGUCGACUGACUCUCAUGCCCGGGUGCUUUCCAGCUUCAUCAAGGGUGUCGACACCCGCCCGGAGCCCAGCGCCUGGGGUGAACGGCUCCCCUUUAACACAAUUUGUGGUGAAUUCCUGAAUGACUCGGCUGGUUGGAUUCAAGGUGUAUCCUUCUCUCCUAGUGGAGAUGCACUUGCCUUUACUGGCCAUGAUAGCAGUGUCACCGUCGUAUACCCUAGUGCGCCGGAACAGCCGCCUCGGGCAAUGUUGACCAUCGCUACUCGUCUUCUGCCUUUCAACAGUCUGAUUUGGAACGGCGAGAACGAGAUCAUCGCCGCAGGCCACGAUUGCGAACCGUACCGCCUUCGCGGUGACGAGAACGGAUGGCAACUUGCUGGGACCAUUGAAAGCAAGGCAGGGCCGGGUGCUGGGAGCGCUCGCGAGGAGUCUGCUCUUAAUAUGUUCCGCCAAAUGGACCUCAAGGGACAAACCCAAGCCGACACCCAACUCAAGACUACGCAUCAGAAUACUAUUAGCACCGUUAGGGUCUACGAGGAGGCCGACGGCGUCGUCCGCAAGUUCAGCACGAGCGGAGUCGAUGGCCGCGUUGUUAUCUGGACCAUCUAG
Messenger RNA from Aspergillus tubingensis, 1092 nucleotides. Its product is annotated as WD40 repeat domain-containing protein. The record is from RefSeq and is a predicted model, not a curated record. The transcript is spliced from 4 exons. Bases 1 to 1092 code for a protein of 363 amino acids. Lineage: Eukaryota; Fungi; Ascomycota; Eurotiomycetes; Eurotiales; Aspergillaceae. Gene Ontology annotation, biological process: Arp2/3 complex-mediated actin nucleation. Gene Ontology annotation, cellular component: Arp2/3 protein complex; actin cytoskeleton. Gene Ontology annotation, molecular function: actin filament binding.